AACAAGUAGUAAAACACCUGCAUGUAAUGAAGCGGCAUGUAAAAAAAUAUAUGUGAUAUUACACAGCUUUCGCAGUACUCCCCUACGCUAUUUUUCCUAACAUCAUUUACACCCAAUUUGUGUAAUAUUAACAGCAUAUUCCUUUAGAGUGUUGUUUGUUUGCCAAAUGUCAAAAUCAGUUAGUUUUCGUUUUCGCGCACCCACGACCGUUUUUAGCAGCAUCGGUUCCGAAAACACCUCCGCAGGUGUUGGACCUGUUACAACAGCUGGACUUUGUCUCCGGUGGUCGUCCAACUCCAGCUCAAGUUGGACCGGAAGCAUUUUGUUGACGGCGAAAGACAAAAAGUGAAGAAGUUUGCAGUUCCGUUUCGGGCAGUGGCUGCAGCAGCGCGUUGCAAAACUCCGGCGGCAGGAAAAAGCGGCCCCAAUCUGCCAUAAUCUUCUUCGACCUCGAGUACCUGCAGCGUCACCGAAAAUGCCAGCAAUUCAAACGAACCGCACAAAUGGUUGACCUCCGGAACGGCAAGAAGGACGAAGAAAAGAGUAAGAUUGAUUGUGACUUAAUUUCGUAUGAAACUAAUAUUCUUUGUUUUGCAGGAGCGUCAUCUUCAUAAAGAACGAACAGUUGGUGCCGACCGGGUGCGUGAUUACGCGGCAAUCAAGUCCCCGCCGCAGAUCACCGCCAGCUCCAGACGGUCGUAUGUUUUGGAAGGAAAACCUGCAAGUGAUCAAUUCGACUACGAGGUCGCGCGUGCUGGAUUGUUUCCAAAAGAUUCCGUGGCAAAUCGUGCUACAGUAUAAGGGCCGCAAGCAAGCCGUACCGGUGCGAGAAUCGACCAACUACGGCUCAAUAUGCCAAUACUACCUUUGCCAACCUCGAGCACCUACAGCGAGACCGGAAGUGUCAGCGACUCAAACAGACGGCCCAAACGGGUGGCCCUCAAGGAUGGAUGAGGGGCAGUGCCUGCCCAACAGGGACGUCAUCUUCGUAGGGAACGUUCGGUUGGUGCCGUUCAAGCACCUGCUCCCACCGUUAGAACCGGUGGUAACUCGGGUGGAGGUGGCAUUGGCGGUGUUGGAGGAAUUAGUAGCAAGGACAUGCUUGACGACGAUCAAAAUUUGACACGACUGCCGGCUACUGCAAAAAGACUAUCUGAAAGUGAACAACGACAGCAGAUUCCGCAUCGAACAGUGCUGAAUCUACAUCUGCCUAGUGAAGAGCGUUCAAGCAAUCACGAGGACUUCAAGCAAGCUGCCCCAUUGCUUGUUUAAUUUGAACACCGGAAGACAGGAGCGGGCCGGCGUGUUUCCUAUGGGUUCACCGUCGAACGUGUCGCAGAUUUGCGCCGGAGAGUGCUCGGACCGAGAACUGCUUGGACGCGAUUUGUGGUUCGAGCUGGCUGGAUUUGCCCUCGAUCAAGUAACUUGCUACGGCAUCGCUCCAAUUGAAGUCGGUCAUCAUGGAACACACCGAUGAAAACCGGAACAUUAUUCAUGCCAAAGUGGAACCUAGAUCGAGUAUCAACAGCGGCUCCAGCGUUAAGUCUGGAGGACGGAAGUGCAUCAACGUAAUCACCAACACCAUGAUAGAAAAUUGUCUGGUAAGCAUUCUAGAAAAUAUUGGACGCAGAGGAUUUUGCUUCUAACGCUCUUAAUUUUCCCCUCGCACCAGGAAACACCGGGAGGAACACUCGCCGAAGUUGACGACAAUGACAGCAUGAUGACCUAAACGCGCAUCGGAAAUCCACCAACAAGACAUUUAUGGCCAUCGACUUGAUUUUUUUUAAUUUAGCGCAAUAAAUUACUUUUUCAAACAACCGGUUCAUUAUUUGAAAUUUAUUUCUGAAGUAACCCACUCGAUACCUAUCCAGGAGGAAAAAUAGCAAUCUGUGUAAUAUUACACGUUUUUUGGGGUACACGCAGGAAUGUGAUUUUAAGUGUUUAUUUUGACCAAGGUGAUGUGCAUGCUUUUGCAUGCGAUUUUACCAUCGGA
Messenger RNA from Culex pipiens pallens (northern house mosquito), 1993 nucleotides. RefSeq lists its product as uncharacterized. NCBI's taxonomy places the organism in Eukaryota, Metazoa, Arthropoda, Insecta, Diptera, Culicidae. The record is from RefSeq and is a predicted model, not a curated record. The coding region runs from base 701 to 1123 and encodes 140 amino acids. The transcript is spliced from 2 exons.